AAAAUACAUCAUUGUGUGUCUCUGUUUCUCUCUCUCCAAUUUCUUAAUUCCCAAACUACCCUUCGUUAUUCUCUCUCUCUAUACACGAGUGGUUCUUUUAUUUUUUUUAUAUAUAAAAGGAUAAAAAAUGGAAUCACUGAGUUCCAAGAAAAGAACCCGGUCCGACUCGGACGAGUCAGGAUUCAACUCAGUUGAAACAAAAAGAAUGCUCUUAGAUAUCCUAGAUGACUCGGACAUCAACUCAGUGAGUCAAGACCUUGACUCGUUCAUCAAAACCUUCCAAGACGAAAUCUCACCAGCCACGGAAAACGAGUCUACCGAGUUAACCCAGUCAAGACCUGAACUGGGGUUUUUAUUAGAGGCAUCAGAUGAUGAACUGGGUUUACCACCUACAGAUGAAAAAACAAACAAUGGGUUGGCUGAAUCGGUAGAACAACUCAGUGAUUUGUGGGGGUUUGAUAAUGAAAAUAUAAUGACGAGUUAUGACUCAUUUGAGUAUGAGUUUGGUUAUGGGGAUUUUAAUGAUGAUAUUAAUAAUAAUAGUAAUAAUGGUGGUGGUGAAUACGUGGCCUUAGAUGGACUGUUUGAUCAUACAGAUUUAGGUUUUGGUUCCUCCGAUUUGUUAUGGAGGCCCGAAACUUUACCAGCUCAGUGACAAUAAUUUUUAUUUUUAUCUUUAGAAGAAAAAUAUUGUAAAUUUCUUUUGUUUAUUUUAAGAUUUUAGAAAUUGUCCUGAAAAGACAUCAACACACAAUUCAAAGAGACAUUUAAUCUGGA
Erigeron canadensis is the source of this 777-nucleotide messenger RNA. RefSeq lists its product as uncharacterized. Bases 128 to 655 code for a protein of 175 amino acids. NCBI's taxonomy places the organism in Eukaryota, Viridiplantae, Streptophyta, Magnoliopsida, Asterales, Asteraceae. The transcript has a single exon. The record is from RefSeq and is a predicted model, not a curated record.